GUUUUUCAUUGAAAAGGCAAUAUUAAGACCUUUCUUACCAUUAAUUCUUGUUCCCAGCAGUUUAACAUUAGAAAAUAACUAAGAUAAGAGUAAUACAAUUAAGAGAAUAAGAGAAUCAAUCUACAGGGGCGCCAAAAAAUGUCUUGCUUGUUUGGGUAAAUGUGAAAAAUGUUAGCUAUUGAAAAGUCAAGGUAUUUUGACCAAAUUGUUAUUUAUAUUAUAUUCCAAUAUUGAGCCGAAGCGAUUGUAACUACAAAAGGAAUAUUCCAAAUGAGUUAUGACAGAAAUCAUAGUACAAACCACCAAAAAAUAGAAGAAACAGAAAUACACAACUAUUUUGAAGCACAAGGCAUAAGAGACGAUAAAGAGAAUAAGAAAAGCAUAACAAAGGCCUGCUUAUUUUGAUCUAGGAUUUGUUUUCUUGCACCUAAAACCAUAACAUGAUCCUAUUUGAAGUGAAGAUUUUGAAAAGAUCUAUAUAACAGUUAUGGUGUUGCUCAUUUGAGGCAAAUUAAUCAUAGCAACAUCGUAGUACUAAAAGGAAUAAGAUUUUGAAUUUUGAGAACUGAACAGCUAAGCAUCUAAAGAGGCAUAAUGGGUGUGCAUGAUGUAUCACAAAGGUGGGAUGCGAAAAGGGUUUCUGGAAAGCUUCUCAUUGCUAUGCUUCUUCUUGUCACAGUCUCCGCCGAGAACACGAGCUCACAGUCCAAUCACACAGUAGGGGAUGAUACCAAUGCUAAAGUAUUCUACCACCACACUUGGCCGAGUAUGAAAUUUGGAUGGAAAAUAAUAGUAGGAAGCAUAGUUGGAUUCCUAGGAUCAGCAUUUGGGAAUAUUGGAGGUGUUGGUGGGGGUGGCAUCUUUGUGCCCAUGCUUACCCUCAUUAUUGGAUUUGAUACAAAAUCUGCAAUAGCAAUAUCAAAAUGUAAGAACUACCAUUCUGCCCCCUUUAUUAUUCGAUAUUAAUACGCUUUCAUGAAAAUCCGAUAACACAAAAUCUGUUGAUAUUAUUAGUAGCAUCACAUUAUUUGCUCUGUACUUUUGUUAUUUUUCAGCUACUGUUUCUAUUAUAACUCUUUUGAAACUUACAUGGGUGGAGUAUAU
Messenger RNA from Vigna unguiculata (cowpea), 1104 nucleotides. Its product is annotated as sulfite exporter TauE/SafE family protein 3-like. Gene Ontology annotation, biological process: protein ubiquitination. Gene Ontology annotation, cellular component: Cul4A-RING E3 ubiquitin ligase complex; membrane. The record is from RefSeq and is a predicted model, not a curated record. NCBI's taxonomy places the organism in Eukaryota, Viridiplantae, Streptophyta, Magnoliopsida, Fabales, Fabaceae.